AUGGCUGACGCCAACCACUCGUCCAAUACCAGUAGGCUGGCCGCCUACCUCGCCAAGCUCAACCCCGUACCUGCCUUUCCCGAGUACACCGGCCCCUACAAGGUUGGCACCAUGGACGUCGAGAUCCCAGUUGGCGACCUGCCAUCGCCCAGCCCGGCGCCGGCCAACGCUACCGCCGCCGGCAUCGAGACGGUUCAAUACCGCGUCUUCUACCCCGCUGUCCCCGAGUCCGCCGAGAAGCGCAUCAGCUGGCUGCCUGCGCCCCAGCGCAAUCACGUCUCCGCCUACACCCAGUUUGUCGGCAUCAGCCAGAUGCUAGCCGGCGUCCUCUCCUUCAUCCCCCGACAUCUCCAUUACACCACCAUCCCCGUACACAAAAACGCCAAGCUCCUACCCGCCACCACCGACAACCAGCGCUGGCCGACUAUGAUCUUCUCCCACGGCCUCGGCGGCAACCGCACCUCGUAUUCGUACAUUGCCGGCUCCCUCGCCUCCCAUGGUGUUGUCGUGUUCUGCCCCGAGCACCGCGACGGCAGCGCCGUCGUCACAUACGUCCGCCUCAAGGACCAGAUGAACCGCUUCUUCACCGCAAACACCCGCCGGGAGAUCCCCUACAACCGCAUUUCCCACGACGUCACCCCCGAGGUCUACGAAGCCCGCGAGGACCAGCUGCGCAUCCGCCUCUGGGAGAUGGGUCUGGUCCAUGAGGCCGUCCAGGCUAUGGAUUCGGGCGAAACCUUUACCAAUCUCAACCUUUCCACACCCAGCCUCGAUCAGUUCGUCGACGCGCUCGAUGUCAAGCGCCCCGGCAGUAUCAUCUUUGCCGGCCACUCCUUUGGCGCCGCUACCGUCCACCAGCUCCUUAAGUGCACGUACUACGCCGAUGUCCCCGAGGUCGCCGCCAUAGAGAAGUCGCUGUUCACCCCGGCUAGGGAUAGCAGGCUCCGCAAGCAAAUCACCGAGAAGAAUGUCACCAUGCUGCUCGACAUGUGGUGUCUGCCGCUCCUCGCCCCCAACUCGGCACCGCUCUACAACCUCCCCCUUCCCGUUUAUGCCGACACCUCCUCCGCCCCCGGUGGCACCGGCCUACUCGCCGUCGAGUCCGAGGUAUUCUUCAAGUGGAAGGAGCACCUCAACGUCAAGGCACGUCUGCUGUCCCCCGACCCCACCACCAAGGUCGUUGGCCCGCAGACGUUUGAGACGGAGAGCGGCAUGAAGCACGUGGAGCCCAACUUCUUCUACGUCGUCAACUCGGCACACCUCAGCCAGUCCGACUUUGGCAUCCUUUUUCCCUUCCUUACCAAGAAGAUCUUCGACGCCGAGCAGCCCGAGCGCGCGCUGCGCCUCAACCUGCGCGCCCAGCUGCAGCUCUUCCGCGCCAACGGCAUCCCCGUCGCGCGCACCUACACCGGCGACCUGGUCGACGGCUCCCACAUGGGCAAGCUCGACGUCAAGCAGCAGCAGAAGCAGGGCGGCAAGGACGGCGACGAGGUCCCGGUCGACCGCCGCGCGCAGCAGCAUCCAGUCGACGGCAUCAUGGACGACAAGGCCAUCUUUGACCGCAGUGGCAGCGACGUGGUCGACAACUGGGCCUGGAUCGACGUCAUCGGCCUGGGCGAGGACGCGGACGCUGGAAAGUCGGCCGCAGAGCAGGUCGAGGACGGCGAGGAGGUCAUCAAGGGCGAGCUCGACCCCAGUGAGCAGCCUCUGCCCGUCGGAGUCACGCCCAUUGCAAUCGUCAACGCCGCUGCGUAA
Cordyceps fumosorosea ARSEF 2679 is the source of this 1755-nucleotide messenger RNA. Its product is annotated as platelet-activating factor acetylhydrolase 2. Gene Ontology annotation, molecular function: 1-alkyl-2-acetylglycerophosphocholine esterase activity. Bases 1 to 1755 code for a protein of 584 amino acids. The transcript is spliced from 2 exons. The record is from RefSeq and is a predicted model, not a curated record. Lineage: Eukaryota; Fungi; Ascomycota; Sordariomycetes; Hypocreales; Cordycipitaceae.